AUGUCGGCACAGAGCCUGCUGAGCAGCGUCUUCUCCUGCUCCUCCCCGGCCGCCGCCGCCCCGAGCCUCUCCAAGCGGAGGCUCCGCCAGACGCGCAGCCUCGACCCCGCCAUCAUCGGCGGCUGCCGGGAGGACGGCGGAGACGCGGGCAGGGCGCCUCGGGCGCGGGCCGCCGGAAGUCCCCCUGGGGAGCGCCGCUCUCCUAGGGGCGCCCCGCCACCCCCUGGCGCCUCCUUCUCCACCCCCUGCACCCCGCUGGAGCGGUCGCCGCCGGGCAGUGCCCUUUUCGACGAGGAGAACCCCCGUGGGAAGCGGAGCCCUGGCUGCGAGCUUCCCUUCCUGGCGCGCACCCCGUCCGCCUCGGCUCUGAGCGGACCUGCCGGCCCCGGCAACAGCAUAUUCUCCUCGCCCCGGCGAUGGCUGCAGCAGAGGAAGGGGCAGCCCUCGUCGCCCGGACCUCGCCCUGCCGCCUACGUCGUGUGGAAAUCCGAGGGUGAUUUCACUUGGAACAGCAUGUCAGGGCGCAGCGUUCGGCUGAAGUCAGUUCCCGUUCAAAGCCUCUCGGAGCUGGAGCGUGCGCGGCUGCAGGAAGUGGCUUUUUAUCAGUUGCAGCAGGACUGUGACCUGGGCUGUCAGAUUACUAUCCCCAAAGAUGGACAAAAGAGGAAGAAAUCAUUAAGAAAGAAACUGGACUCACUAGGAAAGGAGAAGAACAGAGACAAAGAAUUUAUUCCCCAGGCUUUUGGAAUGCCCUUGUCCCAAGUGAUUGCUAAUGACCGGGCCUACAAGCUCAAGCAAGACUCUCAAAGAGAAGAACAAAAAGAUGUUUCGGAUUUCGUGGCCUUUCUCUUGCCAUUUGGAACUAAAAGGCAGAACAAAGAACUUUCCAGCAGUAACUCAUCUCUUAGCUCAACCUCUGAAACACCAAAUGAAUCCACUUCUCCUAACACUCCUGAGUCAGCACCACGAGCAAGGAGGCGGGGCGCAAUGUCUGUGGACUCUAUUACAGAUCUUGAUGACAAUCAGUCACGAUUAUUAGAGGCUCUCCAGCUCUCUUUGCCAGCAGAAGCCCAGAACAAGAAAGAAAAAGCAAGAGAUAAGAAACUAAGCCUGAACCCUAUUUACAGGCAGGUUCCCCGACUUGUAGAUAGUUGCUGCCAACACUUGGAAAAGCACGGUCUCCAGACAGUAGGAAUAUUCAGAGUUGGAAGCUCAAAAAAGAGAGUAAGACAGUUACGUGAAGAGUUUGACCGGGGCAUAGAUGUUGUGUUAGACGAAGAGCACAGCAUUCAUGAUGUUGCUGCGUUGUUGAAGGAGUUUCUGCGUGACAUGCCGGACCCGCUUCUCACCCGAGAACUUUAUACACCUUUCAUCAACACUGUCUUAUUAGAACCAGACGAACAGCUAAGCACCUUACAGCUUCUCAUUUACCUUCUACCUCCCUGUAACUGCGAUACUCUACACCGGCUGCUGCAGUUCCUCUCCACAGUGGCUGGCCACGCAGAAGACAGCACAGACAAAGAUGGCCAAGAGAUUACUGGGAACAAAAUGACAUCACUUAACCUGGCUACCAUCUUUGGCCCUAACUUGUUGCACAAGCAGAAAUCUACGGACAAAGAAUUCUCAGUUCAGAGCUCAGCUCGAGCUGAAGAGAGUACUGCUAUCAUAGCUGUUGUACAAAAAAUGAUUGAAAACUAUGAGGCCCUUUUCAUGGUUUCCCCUGACCUGCAAAAUGAAGUCCUUAUUAGCCUACUAGAGACUGACCCAGAUGUUGUAGACUAUUUGUUGAGGAGGAAAGCUUCCCAGUCAUCGAGCCCUGAGAUGCUGCGGUCAGAAGGUUCCUGCUCCACAGGAGGAAGGCAUUCUUCCACAGACUCCAACAAAGCUUCAAGCGGAGAUGUCUCCCCUUACGACAACAACUCCCCAGUACUCUCUGAGCGCUCACUGGUGGCAAUGCAAGAAGAAGCUGCCCACAGCCCAGAUAAGCUGUACAAGGUACCUGAGCAGUACACACUGGUUGGACAUUUGCAGCCUAAGACAAAGGAGAAUUCUUCUGCAUCACAGGCUGGAAAAGAUGUUUCUGAAGAUCAUUUUGAUAUCUGGGGCACCUGGCAUUCAACGCUGAAAAGUGGCUGCAAAGAUCCAGCAAUGACAGGUUCAUAUGGGAACAUUUAUGAAAGCAGCUCACUGCAACCCGGACAGUGCUGUCUUUCCCAGGGGAACCUCACCAUGUAUUCUCCUCGGUGGCAGAGAAGCUCCUCUGACUUGGACACCAGAAGAGAGGUCAUGCGAAGGAGCCAGACGACUGCUACUAUUACUGAGUGUCAGCUCCAUCCCACGGUAUCUCGGAUGUGCAAUAACUCAAAAAUUCAGGUUGGCAGUAGGAGUUCAGGCCUGCCACACUCCAAGUCAGAGCAGCACUUGACUUUAGGCAGCGUGGAGGACCUCAGCGAGCGUGACUCAAAUGCAGGUUGUUCACAAAGUGCAGCCAAGCCCUUCUACAGGAAAGAGCGACCACCACCUCCUUACCCAGGCACAGGAAAAACGAGCUCUGUGUUGUCACAGCGAUCCAGUGUUUCUUCAACAUUGCACUCUUUGUGGAGAUUUCAACGUCCAGAAAAAAAUUCAGGGACCAGAGCAGCUGGAGGACCACCAGCCAAAGCUCCUGACCAGGCCACAUCCAAGCAGGAGCGUCUGGCCCCACACACUCAAGCAGGUCACGUCUGUUCCACAGCACCUCACAGUCAGAACAGUAAAAGUAUUUCAGAGGCAAACUGGCAUGAUUGGCAAAGGGAGAGGUGGCAAAUUUGGGAGCUGUUAUCAGCUGAUAACCCUGAUGCCCUCCCAGAAACCCUUGUAUGA
Messenger RNA from Indicator indicator, 2862 nucleotides. It is a transcript of the gene ARHGAP6, whose product is annotated as Rho GTPase activating protein 6. The transcript has 13 exons. Lineage: Eukaryota; Metazoa; Chordata; Aves; Piciformes; Indicatoridae. The record is from RefSeq and is a predicted model, not a curated record. Gene Ontology annotation, biological process: signal transduction. The coding region runs from base 1 to 2862 and encodes 953 amino acids.